Molecule: messenger RNA, 1872 nt
Organism: Symbiodinium sp. CCMP2592
Lineage: Eukaryota; Dinophyceae; Suessiales; Symbiodiniaceae
Source: the annotation of a GenBank genome assembly
AUGAGCGUGGAAACCAAAGAGCGAAAAUCAGGCCGAAAAGCCAAACUCGACCAGAAAGCCGCGAAGAAGGCGGAGCAAUCCGGCGCGUGGUCAGCAUCCACAGUCAGCAAGCACGAGCUCUACCAACUCUCUGUUCAGAAUGUCGAAGCAGAGAUCGAUUUCAUUGAUGAAGAGUUUGAAAAGAUCCGUGGCCGCAAAGCCAAGUCCCUCAGAGAAGAUUUCUGUGGCACGGGAAACACCUCCACCGAGUGGAUCAAGCGCAGAGACGAUAACACCGCGAUCGGUCUCGAUAUCGACCAACCCACACUCGAUUGGGGCGCUGAGCACCACCUCGCGGGACUCACUGAUGACCAGCGUUCACGCGUUCAUCUGCUCAACCGCAACGUCCUGGAACCAGCAGACGCGACAGGCAUCGACUGUGUACUCGCGAUGAACUUCUCAUACUGGCUAUUUAAGACUCGCGACGAACUCCGCAACUAUUUCAAAACCGUUCGCGAGUCGCUGGGCGACGACGGCGUGUUCUUCCUCGAUCACUACGGCGGUUCGGAAACGAUGACCGAAACCAAGGAAGAGAAAGACAUUGACGAGGGUCCUGGGAAGCGAUUCACUUAUGUUUGGGAACAAGCGUCAUACAACCCAAUCACCGGCGACAUGAAGUGCCAUAUCCACUUCAAGUUCCCUGACAAGACCAAGAUCAAGAACGCGUUUACUUACAACUGGCGCCUCUGGACAAUGGUCGAGCUUCGCGAGCUGCUUUCUGAGGCAGGAUUCGCAAAUGUUGUCGUCUACUGGGAAGGCGAAGACGAAGACGGGGACGGCAACGGCGUGCUUGAUAUCCCGGAAGAACUUCAGCGACUCCAAGAGGCCGUCGCUUCUGGAUUCGAACGCGUCGAAGAGGUCUUCGCAACUCAACUCGUCUCAGAUCUCGCUCCUGUCGAUCAGAUGUGCGAGCAUGUUGAGCGAUAUCGCGGCAAGAUGCUCCGUCCGAUGCUUGUUCUGCUCUGCGGAGCCGCUUCUCGAUCAGAUCUUGAUCCCAUGCUGCGGAGCGACUCACUCGAUUCGAUGAUCAGUGAUGCCCACAUCACUUGCAGCGCCGUCUGCGAGAUGGUCCACAUGGCGACCCUCGUUCACGACGACGUGCUCGACGAAGCGGAAAUCCGCAGACGCGGAAAGACCAUCAACGCGAUGAAGGGGAACGAGACUUCCGUCAUUCUCGGAGACUACCUCAUCGCGAGUGCGUACGAACUCUGCUCUUCACUCGACUCCCCAAUCCCAAGCCGCAUCGUGGGGGAAGCUUCCGCGAUCAUGUGUACCGGCGAACUGCUCCAACUCCACAAUCGAAAUAACUUCGAGCUCGAUGAGAAAACCUACUUCCAGAUUCUUGAACGCAAAACCGCGGCAUUGAUCGGCGCCUCCUGCGAACUCGGCGCGCUGUGCACACUCGGAUUUGAUCAGCAAAAAAAUCCAAUCACGCAAGCGCUCAAAGGCUUCGGCAGCGAUCUCGGCGUCGCCUUCCAGAUACAGGAUGAUGUGCUCGAUCUCACGGGAACUCUCGAAACGGUCGGCAAAUCUGUUGGACGCGACUUGGAUAAAGGGAAACUCACCUUUCCGAUCAUCCACCACCUCGCAAACGCCUCCGACGAGAUUCGCAAUGAAUCACUCGGACUGAUUCAAAAUGCAGCUCAAGGCGAUCAAUCCGGUCUGCCGAAACUGAUUGAGUUGCUGAGUGAAACCAGCUCAAUUGCCGCAACACAGCAGAUGGCACAAUCCUAUGUGGAUCGCGCCAAAGCACGACUGAAUCAGAUCCCAGAGGGACCUGGUCGACCGAUGCUGGAACUGAUCGCAGACGCGGUCAUCAAUCGCACCCAUUGA